Messenger RNA from Mycena indigotica, 3036 nucleotides. Its product is annotated as 2-oxoglutarate dehydrogenase, mitochondrial. The record is from RefSeq and is a predicted model, not a curated record. Gene Ontology annotation, cellular component: mitochondrion; oxoglutarate dehydrogenase complex. The transcript is spliced from 7 exons. Gene Ontology annotation, biological process: tricarboxylic acid cycle. NCBI's taxonomy places the organism in Eukaryota, Fungi, Basidiomycota, Agaricomycetes, Agaricales, Mycenaceae. Bases 13 to 3036 code for a protein of 1007 amino acids. Gene Ontology annotation, molecular function: thiamine pyrophosphate binding; oxoglutarate dehydrogenase (succinyl-transferring) activity.
CGAACCACCAUCAUGUUCACCAGGCAGGUCCUUCGCCGGUGGCCUGCAGUGGCCCCCAGAUCGACUGGCCCGCUUACUCGUUCCCUGCCCAUUUCUCUUCUCCGUCGUGAGCUGGCGACUGCCGCCCCGCCCUCAUCAAACGACCCGUUUGCGAAUGGCACAAAUGCCUACUACGCUGAGGAAAUGUAUAGACACUGGAGGCAGGACCCCAAGUCCGUCCAUGUUUCAUGGGAUGUUUACUUUUCUGGGCUCGACAAGGGCCUCACCAGUCCCCAAGCAUUCCAGCCGCCACCGUUGGUUCCGGCUGAUGGAGCGCCAGCAUUACACGCUGGUGGUGGGGGCGAGCUCGAUGACCAUCUCAAAGCUCAACUACUUGUACGGGCUUACCAAGUCAGAGGUCAUCACGUCGCCGAGUUGGACCCGCUCGGCCUGCUCGAUGCUGACCUCGUAGAUGGACGACCCCCAGAGCUCGAACUCAGCCAUUAUGGUUUUACAGAGCGCGAUCUCGACAAACAAAUAACCCUCGGUCCUGGUAUCCUUCCCCAUUUCGCCAGCGAAGACAGAAAAUCGAUGUCAUUGAGGGAAAUCAUCAAAUUAUGCAGACGCAUUUACUGUGGCGCGGUUGGUAUCCAAUAUGUCCACAUUCCCGACAAAGAGCAAUGCGACUGGAUCCGAGAACGUGUUGAAAUCCCCAAGCCAUGGAAUUACACGGUUGACGAGAAGCGCAUGAUCCUCGACCGAAUCAUCUGGUCUGAGUCAUUUGAGAAGUUCAUUGCCAGCAAAUUCCCCAAUGAGAAGCGCUUUGGUCUUGAAGGCGGAGAAUCACUUAUUCCGGGCAUGAAAGCCCUCAUCGACCGUUCCGUCGAAAAUGGUGUCAAACACGUCACGAUUGGUAUGCCCCAUCGUGGACGGCUCAAUGUCCUGGCAAAUGUGAUUCGCAAACCACUCGAGGCUAUUUUGAACGAGUUUUCUGGGAAUGUGGCCGACGAUUCUCCCGCUGGCGAUGUCAAGUACCAUCUUGGCGCCAACUACGUCCGACCUACUCCCUCCGGCAAAAAAGUAUCACUUUCCUUGGUUGCCAACCCCUCACAUUUGGAGGCUGAGGACCCCGUUGUUCUCGGAAAAACUCGCGCCAUCCAACAUUUCGAGAACGAUGAGGCCGCACACAAUACUGCGCUCGGUAUUCUGUUGCAUGGAGAUGCUGCUUUUGCCGGCCAGGGUAUUGUCUACGAGACGAUGGGAUUCCACAACCUUCCAAGUUACGGAACGGGAGGCACAAUCCACCUGAUCGUGAACAACCAAAUUGGUUUCACAACUGAUCCCCGUUUUGCGCGUUCGACGCCAUACCCCUCUGACAUCGCAAAAUCUAUCGACGCCCCCAUCUUCCACGUCAACGGCGACAACGUCGAGGCUGUCAACUUUGUUUGCCAACUCGCUGCUGACUAUCGCGCCAAGUUCAAGAAGGAUGUGGUUAUCGACAUUGUCUGCUACCGCCGUUAUGGCCACAACGAAACUGACCAGCCGAUGUUCACCCAGCCCAGAAUGUACAACGCAAUCGCCAAACAGCCUACUCCUCUCACUCAAUAUGCCAAAUUCCUCGUUGGUCGCGGUACCUUCACUGAGAAGGAUAUCGAGGACCACAAAAAAUGGGUCUGGGGUAUGCUGGAGAAGUCGGCAAAUGCAGCAAAGGACUAUGUUCCCACCAGUCGCGAGUGGUUGUCGUCGUCAUGGCAGGGCUUCCCGUCCCCGAAACAGCUUGCGCAAGAAACUCUCCCCACCCGCCCGACUGGUAGUGAUGAAGCAACCCUGCAACGAAUUGGCAAGGCCAUCUCUUCAUACCCGAACGGCUUCCAACCGCACCGUAACUUGGCUCGUAUCCUGUCUACCCGCGGCAAAUCGGUCGAGGAGGGGACAAAUAUCGACUGGUCUACUGCCGAAGCCCUUGCAUUUGGCUCGCUUGCGUUGGAGAAAAUCCACGUCCGGGUUUCUGGUCAAGAUGUUGAGCGUGGAACUUUCUCGCAGCGUCACGCCGUUAUUCACGACCAAGUCAAUGAGCAGCAGUAUGUCCCACUCAAUGACCUGGGCUCAAGCCAGGCUCGCUUCGUCAUCUGCAACUCCUCCUUGUCCGAAUAUGGCACUCUUGGCUUCGAGCUCGGCUACUCUCUCGUCUCUCCUGAUUCGCUGACGAUGUGGGAGGCGCAAUUCGGUGAUUUCGCUAACAAUGCGCAGUGCAUCAUCGAUCAGUUCAUUGCUGCUGGUGAGCGUAAAUGGCUCCAGCGAACUGGUUUGGUUAUGAGCUUGCCGCAUGGAUAUGAUGGACAAGGCCCGGAGCAUUCGAGUGGACGGAUCGAGCGAUUCUUGCAGCUUUGCGAUGACCAUCCUAAUGUUUUCCCGACACCGGAAAAGAUUGAGCGUCAACACCAGGACUGCAACAUGCAGGUUGUCUACCCGACGACCCCCGCCAACUACUUCCAUGUUCUCCGUCGUCAAAUUCACCGCGACUUCCGCAAGCCAUUGAUCCUCUUCUUCUCCAAGAGUCUGCUCCGCCACCCCAACGCGCGUUCGGAUCUUUCCGAGAUGAUUGGCGACACGUCUUUCCAGCGAUACAUUCCUGAGCCGCACCCCGAAGAGUCCCUGGUUGCCCCAGAAGAGAUCACGCGUCACAUUCUUUGCACGGGCCAGGUGUACCAGACCCUCCUUCAAGCACGUGAAGAGCGUGGUCGCAAAGAUGUCGCCAUCAGCCGCAUUGAGCAGAUUUCGCCCUUCCCAUAUGACCUGAUUCACCCGCAUUUGGACAAGUAUCCCAACGCCAGCCUUCUCUGGUGCCAAGAAGAGCCUCUUAACAACGGUGCUUGGAGCUACGUCGGCCCUCGCAUCUACACCGCUGCCAACAAAACAGAGCACCACAAGGGCAAGUAUCCUUUCUAUGCCGGCCGUGGCCCUACCAGCUCUGUCGCCACUGGCAGCAAAUCGCAACACAAGAAAGAAAUUGAGGCAUUCUUACAAUCUGCAUUCGAGGAUGGCUUCGAAUCUUAG